Molecule: messenger RNA, 2203 nt
Organism: Tetranychus urticae (two-spotted spider mite)
Lineage: Eukaryota; Metazoa; Arthropoda; Arachnida; Trombidiformes; Tetranychidae
Source: RefSeq, a predicted model, not a curated record
UUCUCAAUUGUGCAUUUCACCUGAAUUGAGUUUACUAAAUCAGAUUCAGAAGUGAGUAAGUGAGAGAUAAAAACCUAUAAAAAGGUAAAGAAUCCUGUAACUUGGAAUGAAAUGGAACUUUGAAGGCAGUUAAUAAGAGUUAAGAGUAGAGUGUUGAUCAGAGUAAAUUAACAGAUUGUUCAUUUUUUCGUCACCUUGAAAUUUCCAACAUUCAUCUUGUCCAAAAUGAUUACAAUUUGAGUGAAAUAUUUGAAAUUUGCUUCUCUUCUUUCAACAAGUUUUUUCGCCUUUUUUUACACCUUCUUUCAACGGAUUUAUUCAGCGACAAGGAUUUAUCAAUCUUUUGUAUUUGACUGAACAAUGGCUGAAUAUAGACAGUUAUACAGAAUGAAAUCAGUCAAAUGUUGAUGAUUAAAGUGAAAAUCAAAAGUUUACUUUGAUUAAUCAAUUGUGAAACUGUCAACAUUGACAUUGUUGAAACAAGUUGAAAGUGAGAAUAACAAAUUAAGCAAAAAAAUGUCUUUUCUCAAUUCAAUCAAUUUAAACUUUUCCAGUGUCCAUAAAGUGUUGAUCAUCAUGUUGGUGCAACUAUUUUUAUUAUCAUCUUUACUAUUAUUCAUGUGCGACUCUCAUGCACCACUUCACCGCAUCUACUAUGGACCUCAUCGGUAUCAUCCUUCCCUGUCCACUUUACCCUCAUCACCUUCCAACAUGGACAUUUCCCUGUUUGGUAAUCGCUACAGAAACUCUGAGGUAAACUCGGAGAAGCAUCGUAAUGGGUUAAACUCAAUGCCAACCUGUAGUCAAUUAAAGUACCUUUGGAGUGAAGCUAAUCGUUUGGCUGUUAACAUUUACGGUCCUGAAAUGGCCUUUACUCACCCUAAAUUACAUGCAAAUCCUUUUUAUCUUUCAAGUUUACUUCUGAGGAAGCAACACUUGUUUGGUUCAAGUGUGGCCAGUGGAAGCGGUGAAAGUGACACUGGCAGUGACAGUGGCAGUGAUAGUACCAGUGAUAAGGGAUUGUUUGUUCAACCUGAAACAGUCGCUCGUUUACCGUCAACAAUAGUUAAUCCAAGCUUGGCAGAUGACUCUGUUAAUAAGGUUAAUAAUGAUGUUUACUCUGACUUCAAUGGAUUUGGUGAGAUUCAGGAUCGACUAGCAACUCUUGGUGAGCUUCCUUUAACCAGAUUAGAUCAACAACCCUCUGUUCCUGGUUCAUUUUCAGAUUAUUCAAUUCCCAAGACUGAUCUUGGACCCAUUUAUGGUACAUUAGUUUACGAUCCAGAUCAAUCAAACCAUCAUGAUCCAUCAUCACCUUCAUCACCAUUAACCUCUUUUUCAUCUCAUUUACAAUCUUCAUCUCAACCUUCAUCUACUUCAUCAACCUCUUCCUCAUCAGUGUCACCUUCAUCAUCUUUACAGACUCCAUCGUCCCCAUCGACCUCUUCAACCUCACCUUUUAGCUCUUCGCUGCGUAAAGAUGCUAAACAUUCAUCGCCUAAACUGGGAUUUGGUGCAAUAAUAUCAAACAACAAAGAUUCAUUUGGCUCAGGUCAUGAGGAAGCUUCCCAUCGAACCUCUGAAUCUUCCAAAAAAGUGGACAAUCUUUUUGCUGGUCAUUGGCACGAUCGUCCAAUUGACUUUUCCUUUGAAUAAAAACAUUAGUUUAGCUUCUAAUUGAGAGACAAAUCAGAACAAAGAACAAGAACAAACGUAAAAAAGUCAAAAGUCAUUCAUCAUGAUUUAUAAAUGAGGAAUUUUUUUCUCUUUUUUUUCUUUUCUUCUUUUCCUCUUCAAAAGACAGAGAAUCGCUUCAAAGCAUUUCAAGAGUUUUACCUGCAAGCUAUUCUCGUAAAAUCACUCCCAAGAUACGCUUUAAUCGUUAUGCUAAAUGCACUUACCUUAAUAUUAUCUCAAUCAAAUAGACUCUUGAAUAGUACUGAAAAAAACAACAAAAAUAAUCAACUUCAUCAAGUAAAUCAAAAAAAGACAAAUCAUCUUUUAUCCUUUCCAUUUCAUCAACUCCCAGUUGAUUUAUCACUCUCAUAAUCAUCUCAUCACAUUUAUGAUAACAUUGCCUGUCUUUCAGAAUCGUUUUCACGCUUAAUCAUCAGUAUUGUUCAAUCCUGUUUAAGGUAAAAUCUACAAUGUAAUGACAAUCAACAAUCAAAACAAACAUAAAUAAACAUCAAUAAACAAUCAA